Molecule: messenger RNA, 547 nt
Organism: Octodon degus (degu)
Lineage: Eukaryota; Metazoa; Chordata; Mammalia; Rodentia; Octodontidae
Gene: Fam237a
Product: family with sequence similarity 237 member A
Exons: 2
Coding region: 5-547 (180 amino acids)
Source: RefSeq, a predicted model, not a curated record
GGCCAUGGAUGAUCCUGGAAACAGAAGGAUUCAUUGCCCCUUGAGGCUCACCUGCUCCCUGCUUAUUUUGGGAAUGUUCUGUGUGUCUCCUGUCUUGUGUCAUAGCCAAACAGACCUGCUGGCUCUUGACCAAACUGAUCGUCAGUGCUGGGAAUCCUCCUCAGUACUCCUCCUGGAAAUGCAAAAGCCUCGCAUUGCCAACACUGUUUCAGGCUUCUGGGAUUUCAUGAUUUACCUAAAGUCAUCUGGGAACUUGAAGCAUGGGGCCCUGUUUUGGGAUCUGGCUCAGCUCUUCUGGGACAUCUAUGUGGAUUGUGUCCUCUCAAGGAACCAUGGCUUGGGAAGAAGGCAACUGACUGGAGAGGGAGUCAAAGCCUCUGCAACUCAGCCACAGCAUGCAGGGAGUAAACAAGGUGAAUAUUCUCAGUUCCUAAGAAUCCCUUUUCUAAAGAAGAAGGAGUUAAUUGAAGAUUUGAUAAGUAUGCAUGUACGCACGACUGGGUCUAGAUUUGUUGGAAAAGUGAACCUGGAAAUAAAGAGAAAAUAA